AUGUACAUGUUCUUUGAAAGUUCUUCGAACAACUCCGUAAGUACAGAAUGCGUCUCAAUCCGCAGAAAUGCACUUUUGGGGUCACGGAAGAAGGAUACUCCAUUUGUAUGGAUAGACAGGUGCCAAGCGGCAUUCACGUCCAUUCAGAAAUACUUGCAGAACCCUCCAGUUCUCAUGCCGCCGAUUCCUGGGAAGCCAUUGAUACUUUAUUUAUCUGUGAAUCCUUCAUCCAUGGGGUGUUUACUAGCUCAAGAAGGAGAUAAGGGUGUCGAGAAGGCCAUUUAUUAUUUAAAAUUCGAUCUUGAGUACGUUACGAGGAAAUCAGUAAAGGGGCGAGCAGUGGCGGAAUUCUUAGCCAAUCAUCCUAUUGAUGGACCGGAGGACUCAGAUUUUGUGUUCCCGGAUGAGGAAGUACUAACGGUUGUCGAAGAUGUGUGGACACUUUACUUCGACGGAGCAGCCAACCAGAAUGGAUAUGGAAUCGGAGUGCUGUUGAUUACACCUGAUGGUUCUCACAUUCCGCUUGCGUUCAAGCUCAACUUCGAUGUCACGAACAACCAAACGGAGUAUGAGGUUCGUGAAGAAAAGUUGAAGCUUUACCAUCAGGACUUGGAGGAUCUCAUUCCUCGUUUCAAUAAGGUUACUUUCACUCAUAUUCCCCUCUUGAAGAAUCAAUUCGCCGAUGCCUUGGCAACUUUGGUUUCCAUGGUCAAACUUCCUUUGGGUGACAAACUGCGCCCUAUUCUGAUCGAACAACGGGACUAUCCUGCCUAUCAGUAUGUCAACUCCAUUGAUGAUGUGGGCGAUGGCCUACCCUGGUGCCACGACAUAUGGAAUUUUGUUGAAAGUGGGAAGUAUCCGGCUGAUGCUUCUAAGAAGGAUCAACUUGCAUUACGAAGGAUAGCGGCCCAAUACAUCCUUUGUGGGGGAAAAUUAUACAAGAGAUCCCAUUGUGGGAUGCACAAGCUCUGUGUCAGUGGCUCUGAGGCCACAAGGAUUAUGGAGGAGGUUCAUGAGGGAGUCUGUGGUCCUCAUAUGAGUGGUGUCAUGCUUGCUAGGAAAAUCCUACGACAGGGUUACUUCUGGUUCACGAUGGAGUCUCAGUAUGAGUAUGAGAAUGCAUAUAUGAAUUGCUUCCUAUUUGGCAUGACUUCUCAUUGGCCUUUCUCUGUGUGGGGCAUUGAUGUUAUUGGCAUGAUCAGACUGUCUGCUUCAAACGGUCACCGGUUCAUUUUGGUGGCGAUAGAUUACUUUACUAAGUGGGUGGAGGCUGAAUCCUUCAAAACCCUAACUGCAGUUCAGGUGGCCCAUUUUAUUAGAAAAAACAUCAUCUAUCGAUAUGGUGUGCCUCAAGCAUUCGUAUCAGAUAAUGGGACUCAUUUCAAAGGUAGGGUUUUGGAAUUGUUUGAAAAGUUCGGAAUCCAAAUCCAUCAUUCAAUUGUUUAUCGCCCUCAAACGAAUGGAGCCGUUGAAGUAGCAAAUAAGAAUAUUGAGACGAUUAUCAAAAAGUCUGUUGAGUCCGCCCGGGACUGGCAUGAGCAACUACUUCUAGCACUAUGGGGGUACCGGACGUCAAUUCGUACAUUGACAGGAGCAACACCCUAUUCUUUGGUUUACGGGAUGGAAGCAGUACUCCCUAUUGAACUUGAGGUGCUGUCAUUGAAAAUUAUGGCAGAGAUCGCACGGGCUUUCAACAAGAAGGUGAAAUCUAGGAACUUGGUUGAAGGAGACAUGGUUAUAAAGGAGAUUCGGGCGCCUGUGUUCGAUCCCCAUGGCAAGUUCCGUCCGAAGCGUUCAGGGCCUUACUUCAUCAAGACCAUCCUUUCUGGGGGAGCAGCUCAGCUUAUAGAUCUCGACAGCAAUGAAUUUUCCACUUUGGUGAACCUAGAUCAACUCAAACGUUGCUUGAGAUCGUUAUCUAAGAUUUUGGAUAAAAAUGAGAGUUUAAUGAAGUUUGGGGUUAAAGAGCAAAGUGAUUCAAAAUUGAAUGAUUUAUUCCCAGUUACCUAA
This is a messenger RNA of Rhododendron vialii, 2010 nucleotides long. RefSeq lists its product as uncharacterized. Lineage: Eukaryota; Viridiplantae; Streptophyta; Magnoliopsida; Ericales; Ericaceae. The transcript has 8 exons. Gene Ontology annotation, biological process: DNA integration. The record is from RefSeq and is a predicted model, not a curated record. The coding region runs from base 1 to 2010 and encodes 669 amino acids. Gene Ontology annotation, molecular function: nucleic acid binding; RNA-DNA hybrid ribonuclease activity.